This is a messenger RNA of Penicillium robsamsonii, 1290 nucleotides long. RefSeq names its product OTU family ubiquitin thioesterase. NCBI's taxonomy places the organism in Eukaryota, Fungi, Ascomycota, Eurotiomycetes, Eurotiales, Aspergillaceae. The transcript is spliced from 7 exons. Gene Ontology annotation, biological process: protein K48-linked deubiquitination. Gene Ontology annotation, molecular function: ubiquitin binding; cysteine-type deubiquitinase activity. Bases 1 to 1290 code for a protein of 429 amino acids. The record is from RefSeq and is a predicted model, not a curated record. Gene Ontology annotation, cellular component: nucleus.
AUGAAUGCUCUAUCCGCCGACGAGAUGGAGCGCUUCCAGAAGCUUUCCAACACCUACCAGCCGGAAGUCCAGGGCCUUCUUGUCUCAACCAAACAGUCUACCCACAGCAUCGCGAUGGAUUACGCGAAUGCGGAUCCUACCCUAGCUACAAAGACAAAUGCGCUUGCUAUCACCCAUCCCGAGUGCCGUAUCAUGAAGGGCGAUGGGAAUUGUGGUUGGAGAGCUGUGGCAUUUGGUUAUUUCGAGACCCUCUUCGCUCUCCGAGACACGCUCCGCAUCGAGGCAGAAAUUCGGAGAAUGAAAUCUCUCACUACGCUUUUGGAACGCGUCGGCCUGUCGGAUUCCAUCUACGAGCUCUUUGUCGAUGCCACGGAAGAAGUCCUCAACCGAACCCAUGCUGCUAUCCAAAAUGGUGUUCAAGACGAGUCUUUCCUGGUCGAGGCUUUUAAUGAUGGUUACUCCUCUGAUGCUAUCAUUACCCACUUCCGAAUUUUGACGAGUGCGUGGAUGAAGCUCAAUCCACACCGGUACCAAGCUUUCCUUCCUAUGCCACUGGACCAGUACUGCAGCUCGCGGAUAGACCCGGUGAAGACCGAAAUCGACGAAGUUGGCCUCCAGGCACUGAUCGACGGUGUAAUCGAAGGUUCCGGCUUUUGUGUUGAAAUUCUUUACCUCGACCGAAGUGAAGGCGAGGUCGUGACACCUCAUCUACUGUCCUCUAAUCGUCCCAGCGGUGCAACAAUCCGCCUCCUAUACCGACCAGGCCAUUAUGAUAUCCUUUACCCAGUCGAUACGACUUUGAAUAUGGCACCCAUAGUUAACCUCCAAUACGGAAUGACGUCCGACUACUCCCCCUGGGAUCAAGCUCUCGGAUUUGAUGUCAAUUCCAGCUUAAUGGCAAUUCCCAACCUGAUGCAAGACACAUCAUUCGUGAUGGGCGCUCCCAUGUCUCCCAUGUCUUCUGUCUCGCCAACCCCCGCCAGUCCAUUCCGCAUGUCCCCGCAACAAGACAUGUACCAAUCGCCUAUGCCAACCCACGCACCCAUUCCGUCGAUUCCUGUCUCCCCUCCUCCGCAAGUCACGCAAUCCGCCGCCCCGCCACCAAUGACUUCCCUGCCUAGUCGAACGUCAGACGGCCCGCAGAUUCGCCUGAAUCCAUUAGUGAUGAAACCGAAUCUCAGUCGCUCGUUGCCGGUCACCACCCCUUUCAAAAACUCCCCAUAUAACCAAGCCCAUUUCCAGAACUCCGACUUUGAACCCAUCCAUUGGGAACCACAUGAACGACGAUAA